UGUAGUCUCUGAAUAACGUCCAACCAAGGCAGGAUAUUUUUUUCAGAAUUCUUUUCAUCAAACUUUUAUUUUGCCACCACUAUCAGCAGUAAGUGAUUUGAUCUGUCUAUUCUCUAUAUUUUAUAACAAUGGCAGCAAAAAAACAAAUUUCAUUUGUGACUGGAAAUGUGAAUAAACUGAAGGAAGUUGUCAAUAUUUUGGGGUCAGAGUUCACAGAGAAAGUUGAGAUAAAAAAUGUGGACAUCGAUCUACCAGAAUAUCAAGGUGAUGCAGAUGAUGUCAGUAGAUUGAAAUGUGAGGAAGCAAUGAAAUCACUCGGGGGGGCUGUCCUGGUUGAAGACACCUGUCUGUGUUUUAAUGCUUUAGGUGGCAUGCCUGGUCCUUACAUCAAAUGGUUCCUCAAGCCACUGGGACCCAAAGGACUGCACCAGAUGCUGGCUGGCUUCGAUGACAAAACAGCAGAGGCCGUCUGCACGUUUGCCUAUCACAGUGGUCAACCAUGCGACAAGGUGAUGCUCUUUAAAGGGGUCACCAAAGGUCGGAUUGUUGCCCCUAGAGGUCCUGCGAGUUUCGGUUGGGAUCCUUGUUUUGAACCCGAGAAACAUGAGAAGACGUACGCCGAGAUGACGAAGGAAGAGAAGAACAAGAUAUCUCACAGGUUCAAGGCGUUGGACUCGUUCAGGGAAUAUUUGAGAAAUCACGUUUGAAAUAUUUGGUUUCUCUAUAUCUCUACAGAGAGAUUUCCGUAUUAAUCACUCUGCCAAGUCCUUGUUUAAGCUUCUUUUUCAUAGUGUGUUUUAAAUCGUGUUUGAACUUCGAGUGUGUAUUUUUUAAUGUAAUCUUUUUUAGGCCUUCAAGUAAAUUUCAUAUUCCGCACAAAAAGCUUUAAAAACUACAUAGUAUUAUAACUGUUUUCAAAUGUUUGCUAUCCUAUUUUACUAGCUGUUUUUUAUCUAUCUAUUUUUCGUAAAACCUCGUUUAAACGAGCUCUGUGAUAAUGUGUUGUCCUUGGAUAUAAUGAGCAGGUUAAUUAAUAAUUAAUUUUUUUCAUUUAUUCAUGAUUUAAUCUCAUAUCGUUGCUGCUUCUUGAACAUUUUUCUCACGAAUAUUUUCCAGUCGGAAUGAGUAUUGGUUUGUGAGCCAGUAAAUGAAAACCAUAAAAAUUUUCUACUUUAUACAUCGUUUUGUAGCUUUGUUCUUAAUUUAUCGAUACUUAAUUAUCAAAAAUUUAUGAUUUGCACUGAAUAGUAAUAUAUUUAAGUCAUGUACAUAUACAGUAUACACAUAGGACCUUCACCCAUUCAUAUAUAUAUAUAUAUAUAUAUAUAUAUAUAUAUAUAUACACAUACAAUUAUUAUUUUUUUAUUCUUUAAAAAUCAGGAUCUGCCAGACGCAGAAACUGUUACAGCAUGCAAGGCAGUAGUAUAAAAUUAAACUUUAUACAUUUUUUUGAGAUUUUUCGUCAAAGGUACUGACAUUCAUAACUUGAAGUUAUUUAUUGCACGUUAAGUGUCUUUAAUAGUGCCGCAUAUUGGCGUCAUGAUUUUUGAAAUGUUCCAAUUCCAGAUGUACCUACUGUUGAAUCUUUCAAUGCUCCUAUUGAAAUAUCACACUUUUCUCCGCACUUUUCUAUUGUAGUUUUCAAAUAAAUGUAAUUGCAUCUAA
Molecule: messenger RNA, 1665 nt
Organism: Helobdella robusta
Lineage: Eukaryota; Metazoa; Annelida; Clitellata; Rhynchobdellida; Glossiphoniidae
Exons: 6
Coding region: 129-707 (192 amino acids)
Biological process (GO): nucleoside triphosphate catabolic process
Cellular component (GO): cytoplasm
Molecular function (GO): nucleoside triphosphate diphosphatase activity
Source: RefSeq, a predicted model, not a curated record